Molecule: messenger RNA, 2257 nt
Organism: Oreochromis aureus
Lineage: Eukaryota; Metazoa; Chordata; Actinopteri; Cichliformes; Cichlidae
Product: protein shisa-6
Exons: 4
Coding region: 186-1055 (289 amino acids)
Biological process (GO): regulation of short-term neuronal synaptic plasticity; regulation of AMPA receptor activity
Cellular component (GO): dendritic spine membrane; postsynaptic membrane; AMPA glutamate receptor complex
Source: RefSeq, a predicted model, not a curated record
AACAUUGGCCGGUCCGCUCCCAGAGUCACCAUGGUACCCAUCAGCACAACUAUAACCAUGUGGCUCUAGGUAGCCCCACACGCACACCUAAGAAUGCAGAUAAAGAAGUCGAAGACUACUACACUCGUAAGCGCCACCUGCCCGACCUGGCAGCAAGAAGCACUCUUCCCCUUCAUGUUCUCAAAAUGAGUCAAGAACAGCACCGGGAACAACAGCAGAGCCAGCCCCCACAGUCCUCCAUCUCCCAGGCCCCUCCGCAGUCACAGUCCUCACAGCAGCAGUCUCAGCAGAGGCAGAGGCCCCGUCGUGUCCAGAGGGCUAUGUCCCAAGAUCGUGUCCUGUCCCCUCAAAGAGCCCCCCAGCAAGAUUAUACCAUGUCUUCUAACGGUGUUUCCCUGUAUGGAGGUAGGAUCCUGUCCGAUGAACAGCUCCUAUCUGCUGAACGUCUUCGAUCCCAGGAGCGUCUUCUUCCACAGGACCGCCACACCUCCCAAGAUCGCCUCUACUCCAAGGACCGUAUGUACUCCAAGGACAGACUCCUGUCACAGGAGCAUCUUUAUUCAAAAGACCGCCACUACUCCCAAGAUCGCCUCUAUUCACAAGAACGUCUAUACUCACAAGACCGCCUCCUGUCCCAGGAUCCUCUGCUCUCGCCAGAUAAGCUGAUGAGGUCGCUGAAGCGCGGCAUGGUCAGCAGCAUCUCUGGCGGGUUUUAUGGCAGUGACAAGUCAAUGUCACGGGCCAUCUCACACACAGACGUGUUCAUUCCAACUACGCCUCUAAUGGAUCGCUACAAGAUGACCAAAAUGCACUCCCAUCCCAGUGCCUCUAACAACAGCGGUGGUGGAGGCAGCGGAAGUGGGGUACAGGGAGCAGGCGGGAGUGGGCACUCCAACACCUUAGCCAUGAACCAGACAGCAAAUAAGAGGCAGGCAUUUGCCUCGAGACGGACUCACACUGUGGAACAACUCCACUACAUCCCACAGCACCACCAGCAGCAGCAACAACAGCCACAGCACUACCGCACAGGCAGCAAGACUGAGGUGACUGUGUAACUGUUCAGGAAUACUCACUGCUGAAUGCCAGGGGCUGAAUCUGAUUGACAAACAUUGGUAUACUGGCCUUCUUUUAGAGUAGGAUGGUGGCAAUUUUGCUUUCUUUGACCAAGGCUUCUGCCAAAUUAGAGAUUCCAGGACCAAGAACUUCCACUUACUUACUGUGAGAGACCGGGAAAACGAGCUACACUGUACAUUGCAUACACAGGCCCAGCCAGAUCUGAAGCCAGAGGAGGUUAUGGAUGGGGAAGGUGUAGUAUUAUCCUGCUAACUUGCCUACUAUUAUUUCCACUGUCUUGCCUAUCCUAUUCAUCCACAGGCUUUGGCCCCAUUCUGUGUAUGUUUUAGUGGGAAAGCACCAUUUGUGUCUGUUUAUGCCUUUAUCAGCCCCCUUUUGGCCAACAAAUCUAUUCUGUGACCUUUUCUGGCAAAUCUUAAAGGGCUUUGCAUGGUUAAACACACGAACCGAUUCCUACGUGACUUCUGUUGUGCGACAUAACACCACCACAGGUGAUGAACUGAGAGAAUGAGCCUGUAAUAACUUUAUAAAUAUAUAAAUAAAUGAAAAAAAGGAACCAUUUGUAUGCCCUGUCCUACUCAUAGUUGUAGAGAAUCUCAAUGAGAGAAAUUGAACUGGAUGUUAUCAGCACUCCUAUUUGGUGCCUCUGAUAGGUGUUCUAUUUCGAAAAAUGAAGUGGUUUUGUGGGUUACAAAGCACAAUCAAUGAAAAAAACAUGUUCUGUUUUGAUUAUUAAUUUUGAAUUUUAAUACUAAUGGCUAGCUUGUUUUGUUCUUAAAGCAAUGGCAUUUUUUUCUCUUCUUUUUCUUUUUUGUUUCCUCUUUUGCUUCCAGUAGAUGAUUGUAAAUAAGCUAUUCUAGAAGCAGUAUUAUGGACAAGUCUGUACUGGAUGGACUUUAUAUUAGACUGUCUGUUUUCAAUAGAUUCUUAAAAAACAACUAUAAACCAUUACUGUUUCGUGAGUUCAGAAUAGAAGCCCACUUAACCGAGUAUUUGACCGGAUAAAUUAAUACUAUACUGUGUGUGUCUUUGCAAAAACUGUUUGUAGGACGAAAAGUGAAUGAAUGUGUUAUUGAAAACUGAUAUACCACUGUUCAUAUUUGGAUGUAGACUGUGUUUCAUUGACUUCAGAAGACUUGAACAUCAUGGAAAUGGAAUAUAAUGCUUGUCAAAGUAGGGUCAA